Molecule: messenger RNA, 1308 nt
Organism: Penicillium daleae
Lineage: Eukaryota; Fungi; Ascomycota; Eurotiomycetes; Eurotiales; Aspergillaceae
Exons: 2
Coding region: 1-1308 (435 amino acids)
Source: RefSeq, a predicted model, not a curated record
AUGCUAGCUGCCCAAGGCGCCGAUCUUCUGGGGAUUUUAGAAGAGAUCGAAUCUUAUUGGCGGUUCGACGGCGAUAAUCUCUACCACCAGGCUAAGCUGAAGAGGAUAUUCAGAAGCAUUGGCACACCUGAGCUGUCUAUUGAGCUGUGUGAUGAAUCAAGCCACAUUGUGGAAGAGACGGCCGAUGUUUUGGCUAUGACACAGCCUUUCUUCAUGCACAAUGGUCCCCAUGAACAUCAACUUACCCCGACCGCACGACGCCUUCUUGGUGAGAAUUUGAUCAGAACUCGGUAUAGAGUCAGUCGAAAAGACUUGGCGACGCUGCUGAGCAUCCUCAAUCGUCUACAAUUGUCUAAAGACAGUUGGGGGCUAAGCUUUCCGUUCGGAAGCUUUGAGCAGGCCGAGCUUGGUGACGAUGAACUAGCCAACAUCUUGCUCAAUGGAUUAGAGGGUGAUCAGAGGCAAGAGGACUUGGAAUUUGAGCAUGUCAAUCAUAUAAUGCAUCUCCUAAUGUGGGCCGUUCUUUUCCAGCCUUCUAUGGCAGUCGAUUCUGAGGCCCGUCCCCCAGAUCCAAGUCGCAUCCCAAGCUCAAUCCUUGGAUCUAUCUCAUUAUUCAUUCCUCACCCAGUAGUCUCCACUCUUACAGAGUCUAGAAGAGAUGACAGACGCAUUGCGUUGGAAGAUCCAAUUUCACUAUCGGAUGAAGAGGAGGGCACGAUGGCAAUGCGUGUCACUGAAGCUUUGGCAGAAGAUGCUCGCCCUCAUGUACUUCUAGUCACAGGAAUUGAUACAGCAACUUCCAGGCCCACAGUCUUUGGAGCUUACUUUCCCUCAGAAUCAACGGGUAACGUGCAACUUCUCUUCCAGCUUCGACCACGAUUCCAUUUGCACAACAUCAGCAUUGCCGGCGACUCGCUAUCUCCCGAUCCUGCUGCAGGGCUUCAUGUUUCUGUCGACAACAGCAUUGCGUUCUGUAUUGGACAACCAGCAGGCGAAGGAAAUUGCAUCAUAAUCGACCCAAGUAAAAGGCUGGCCACGAUGACUUUACCAAGGCAUGCCGAGAAUUUUGGAUUUUCGAAACACCAUGAGAGCGGCUUGAAUGAUAUGAGGCGGAGCGAAAACGUUGAAGUCGUGUUCAGUGAUGUAACUAUCCAGAAAGUUUCCGGCAGCGCACCCACUGUGUUGCCCGGUCCCUCGAAACCUAGCUACACGAAGGGCCUACCAGCAAUCACUCAAGAACGCGCCGAGAUCAGAGUCCAAGGAGAAGAGUUGAGAAGUCGAAUCGUGGGGUUUGGGUCAAGUGGGUAG